This is a messenger RNA of Dictyostelium purpureum, 501 nucleotides long. RefSeq lists its product as uncharacterized. The record is from RefSeq and is a predicted model, not a curated record. Lineage: Eukaryota; Evosea; Eumycetozoa; Dictyosteliales; Dictyosteliaceae. The annotation marks the transcript as partial. The transcript has a single exon.
AUGAGUCCAACAGCAACAUCAAAUCUCUAUGGGAUUAGAGAUCAAAUAAAAUUUUACAACAAUAUUUAUAACACAAUUCAAGAUUCAAUAUCCUCAAACUACACCGAUCAUGAUGAAAGAAUUUAUCAAGAUGUUUCAAAAAUCAUUAACUUUAUUGAAGAAGUUUCAAGCUCAUUCGAAAAACAGCCAAUAAAGGAUGCUAUUUUACUAUUGGGUAACACUGGUGCCGGUAAAAGUACAUUAUUAAACUAUUUAAUGUUUGACGAUAGUAACUUUAUAAUCGAUACAAAUUCUUUUGAUGGAGAUAAUAUUAUUCUAAGUGACAAGUCUUUGGGUGUCGAGAUCGGGGCUGGUACUGGUUCAACAACUUUAGUUCCAAAUUUAAAAAAAACAAAUUUUGGUAACUUUUUAGAUUUGGCAGGUGACAAUGAUUCAGGUGGUAUAUUGGCAGAUAUUUUAAACUCUUUUAUCAAAUCAAAUCUUGGUAUUGAAAGGGUCAAA